AUGGACUCCAUCUUCGACUUGGAAUGGCCCGACCUUGGACUCCCAUCCUUGGAGUUGGAGAUGGAAAACAUAGGCCAGUCUAUCAAUUUUGACUCUGGCAAGCCUUUUGAGCCGGUUACAUUGCCGGAAUUAAUUAAUAGCGUGUCGGCAUCUUCAGCUACGACGCCUAUAAUCUUGCAGACACCAAUAGUUGCACUUGAGCCAGCAGCUCUACCGGAAGACUUGGAAGGGAACCUUGCUUUGGAACGCGAGAGGCAACUUCUAGAAGAGGAUGUAUUACCAUCCUCUAAGAUCCCCGACGUCGGUCUUUUCUCUCGUCUACCGACGUAUGUACCAUACUCUUGGUUGCCUCCGCCCUUUGUCCCGCGAGCGAAAUCAACAGCAGGCCGCCAGCCCACAGGCCCAUCGAUCCCAGCCUCUGCUUCAACCUCGUCUGAGCGUCAGGUUUCGAGCGUUUCAAGUGUUGUCCCAGCAUCUUCGAUGCCACUGAACACACCUGGGAUGGAGCCUUUAGAGAUGGUCUUGCGGUCCACCAAUUCUUCGCCGCUCCUCAGCCACCCUCAAAGGACCAUGCAGUACCCUGCUCCUUCAUGGGUUGGGUACACGAACAUUCUGGGCCUAUCUGGACAAACAGGAUGGUUCUCGCGCUCCCACGUAGGCUCAUCUGCUCCCGUCGCUGUUCCUACCACACCGUCUAUUCUGCUAGAGCCUCAUCCACUGCAAUCUCCAGCCUCCAACGUCGUCUCUGCUGGGAUCGCGCCCCCUACGGUUCCACCUGUUACGGCCGAGGAGAGUCUUACCCCAGGCUGUUACACCCGAUGCCUUGGCCCUCCUCCCGAAGAUGCAGAAUCUUCUACUCGCCGUGGUACCAAGAACAAGAGGGAAAGUGCUGGAGAUGAAGAGAAUGACAGGGCAAAAAGGACAUGCCUUGCAGAACCAGAUGAAGAUGAGUCCGAUGAUCCCCCUAUCAGUUGUCUGUGGCGCAAAGGCUGCAACUUCUCUGGUACCCCCGUCAAGCUUGGGCAACACAUCAUGUCGGUGCACAUGCCGGGCUCCAGGCCAGAUGUAGUGAUCGUACGUUCUUCCGACCAGGUGACGUGCGGUCUCCAGGGUGCCGAAGAAGAGCCAUGUACAUUCCGCAGUGGGAUUCAGGAUACACUGGCGCACAUUCGUGAGGUGCACACUGAACAACAAGUGGGACAACUACGCACGACAUAUGAAGUCGGUCCACUGGAAAGUGGAGGGCACAGUGUUGACGUGCCCGACUUGCGGGUCGCAGCCGAGGCAGGACAUGGCAGUGAGGAGGAGACAUACACGCAGGUGUGUGCGGAAUUUCAUGAAGCGCCAUAA
Molecule: messenger RNA, 1350 nt
Organism: Fibroporia radiculosa
Lineage: Eukaryota; Fungi; Basidiomycota; Agaricomycetes; Polyporales; Fibroporiaceae
Exons: 5
Coding region: 1-1350 (449 amino acids)
Source: RefSeq, a predicted model, not a curated record